CUCGCUCCCGCGGGGACGUCCCGCUGCACCGCCCGGCCCGCUGCCCCGGAGCUCGCUCCCGCGGGGACGCGGAAUCAUGAGACUGCGGCGACUCUUCCUUGCGGCUUGUGCUCUCAUGCUGAGUCUCCUUGUUAUCAACGGACAGAGACCAGCUAAUUUGGCAAUGAGAAGAAAAUUGCACAGACACAACUGCCUUCAGAGGAGAUGUAUGCCUCUCCAUUCACGGGUGCCCUUCCCCUGAGACUACUUCUGCAUUCCAGCUACAGUUCUUCGAAGAAUGUACAGAACUCCUCUUUUGAAAUCCAGUGAUAGCAUAAGAGCCAAUGUGGGAUGAAUAUUACGAUCAUUUUCCAAGGUCUUGCUCAACGAGGGCUAUAAUACCCAGUGCUGCCCUCAGAUGUGAAACUACAAUUGUCGUUCUAAAUACUUGCACACUUUUUAUAAGUCCUGCAACACAAUGAUUUGACUGCUGGCUAAAUCACUGUAGACGUAGGUGUAGUGGAACUCUAAGGCGGAACCUCCCUUUCACUUAUUCCCUCUGUUUUCUGAAUGUUUUAUUUGUCUGUUUAUUAAUUGUUUUUUCAUGUAAGCCCUAUGCCCAGCAUUGGGCUUGAACUCAGGAUCCCAAGAUCAGGAGUGCUCGACUGAUUGAGCCAGAUAGCCACCCCUGUUUUCUGCAUGUUUUAGAUAAAAAUCACACAUGGUUAUUUGAUUCAGUUAGGGUCAUGUAAGACUGGGAGAGGACAGGUGAGGUAAACAGUUGACUUUGGAAGUUGUCCAGAUUAACCUUUGAAGGAGCUUAGCUUUUAGUUCCCUUAACAAGAAUGCCCCAUUAUCUUUACUCUGUCAAUUUUACCAACUCCUAGAGUCCUUCUCAGUGAUCUUCAGUGACAUUUCCUAACCCUUACAACUGAGUUAAUUAAAUAGAAAAAUCUUGCUGUGUAAAAUUCAUUCUCUUCAUAAUUGUUUUUUCUUGCUGAAAUAUGUUGGUAUCACAUUCAGCCCUAAGUGAAUUAGAGUGGAGGAAAACAAGAGAAAGGGUGUUGGGAAAUUCAAGUUUAUAGGCUAAUGUGAUAGUUUUAGAGUGGAAAAUGAGGCAAAAUCCUUAGAUUCUCAUGAUUUUCCUCUUCUAGCCAUGAAAUCUCACUGUAUCAAGGCUUUCACCUUUUUUUGAAUAUUUUAUUUAUUUGAGAGAGAGAUCACAAGCAGGGGGAGUUGUAAAGGGAGAGGGAGAAAGA
Canis lupus familiaris (dog) is the source of this 1238-nucleotide messenger RNA. RefSeq names its product apelin receptor early endogenous ligand (gene APELA). Gene Ontology annotation, molecular function: apelin receptor binding. NCBI's taxonomy places the organism in Eukaryota, Metazoa, Chordata, Mammalia, Carnivora, Canidae. The coding region runs from base 77 to 241 and encodes 54 amino acids. The transcript is spliced from 3 exons. Gene Ontology annotation, biological process: apelin receptor signaling pathway; heart development. The record is from RefSeq and is a predicted model, not a curated record.